UACUUUUAUUUUGAAACAUUGUCAAACAACACGGAAGAUAAGUAGGCUGUAAGGCGGCAGUUGCACAGCAGGUAAACUACGUAGGCCGACAUGACCUCGCUCAGUGCAGUGAACUCGACGCUGGCGAGUCUGAAAACAUGUCAAACAGACAUUGGCACUGGCAUGGAUAUGGUGACAGAGGUCGCCUUGGAUCUAAUCGAGUCGGAAGGCAAUGUCAAUAGCCCAAAUUUGAAGAAACUCGAAGAGAUGAUGCUGGAGUGUGCCAAACUUGAUCGAGAGAUAAACUGUUUCGUAGAAGCAGUUGAUACAAUGACUGCACAGGCACGACAGAAUCCAGAGGCCCUGGCUCUUCUGAGCAACUCUGUGAAGACUGAAUUUGCCAGGUUAAAGCAAGGGGCAUCUGACUCAGAGCUAAGUCAACAUGCCAAGGUGAUUGCUUUCAAGGACAGCAUUCAGAACUCAAUGCCAGAGGCUAGCCAGCCGGAGACAGAAGCUGAGGACUUGGAUGAGGAUAUCGCGCUCACUCAGAGCCAGUUCAACUUCACCUGUCCUCUCACACAGGUUGAAAUGGUGAACCCAGUAAGGAACAAGAAGUGCCAGCACUACUAUGACCAAGAAGCAGUCUUGAGUAUGAUCAAAACCAAGCAGAAGAGCAGCAAAAAGUUCAGGUGUCCUGUAGUUGGCUGCGACAACAAGGAUGUGAAGCCCUCGGAUCUGGUCCUGGACCCUAUCAUGAAGCGGAGGAUUCAGAACCACAAGAGGCAAAAUGCAAAGAAAUAAUUUCUCUCUCUCUCCCUUGGUUCAGUUGUUUGGGUUUUGUAAUAAUAUAGAUUAAUUGUAUUGUUUUCUUGCUGAAAGUUGGUUAUUGCACACAUCAUUUUUGUAAUAAAUAUUUUUAACACA
Messenger RNA from Alosa alosa (allis shad), 903 nucleotides. It is a transcript of the gene nsmce2, whose product is annotated as NSE2 (MMS21) homolog, SMC5-SMC6 complex SUMO ligase. Gene Ontology annotation, biological process: protein sumoylation; double-strand break repair via homologous recombination. Lineage: Eukaryota; Metazoa; Chordata; Actinopteri; Clupeiformes; Clupeidae. Gene Ontology annotation, cellular component: Smc5-Smc6 complex; nucleus. The record is from RefSeq and is a predicted model, not a curated record. Gene Ontology annotation, molecular function: SUMO ligase activity; zinc ion binding. The coding region runs from base 91 to 780 and encodes 229 amino acids. The transcript has 7 exons.